Yarrowia lipolytica CLIB122 is the source of this 1032-nucleotide messenger RNA. RefSeq lists its product as uncharacterized. The record is from RefSeq and is a predicted model, not a curated record. Gene Ontology annotation, molecular function: chitinase activity. Gene Ontology annotation, cellular component: extracellular region. Gene Ontology annotation, biological process: carbohydrate metabolic process. Lineage: Eukaryota; Fungi; Ascomycota; Dipodascomycetes; Dipodascales.
AUGCAAGAAGCGCUGAAACAGGCGCUGAAAACUCCUCUCCAUCCACUCCCACUCUCAACCCCCUCUCUCCUCAUGUUCAACUCAAGUUCAAACACCAACAUCGCGCUUUAUUGGGGCCAGGACCAGGCUGGAACCCAACUGCCUCUGUCCACCUACUGUCAGUCCAACUCUGCCGACAUUUACGUGGUUUCUUUCCUCGACUCGUUUUCUGGCAAACAAACCAACGGAACGGGAGAGAUGGCGGUGAGCUAUGAAGGACCCAUGACAAGUCUGGGAGGCGAAAUUUCAAUCUGUCAGUCGCUGGGACGAAAAGUUCUCAUUUCACUGGGAGGAGAAUCAGGACAGUAUGGCCUGGACUCUGGCGCCGAUGGAGAAACACUGGCUGGACAGCUGUGGGACACAUUUGGGGGCGGAAAGAACGCGUCAGUACAACGACCAUUUGGAAACGUGAUUAUUGACGGCUUCGAUCUCGAUAUCGAACACGGAGAUCCCGUGGGGUAUGGAGAUCUCGUCAACAGAUUGAGAGUGCUGUAUGCCACCGACACUUCCAAGAUGUACUAUGUGUCUGCGGCUCCUCAAUGUCCUUUUCCCGACGAAUGGAUUACUCAAGCCCUGGAGCAGUCAGAAGUUGAUUUCGCCUUUGUGCAGUUCUACAACAACGACUGCGGUCUUGACGAGCCCAAAAACUUCAAUUUUGACCAAUGGGCAGACUUUGCACAGACUAGGGCAGCCAAUAAACACAUGAAGGUGUUUCUGGGCGUGCCCGCAAGUCGUAAAUCUGCAGACACGGGCUACGUCGGAGUCCCUGUGCUCACACGGUACAUUCAGAAGCUACUGAACCACACUUCUUUUGGAGGAGUCAUGAUGUGGGACGCUUCUUCGGCCUUUGGCAAUAGGGACCAUGGCAAGUCGUAUGUGGAGUAUGCUAAGGGUGCUCUCAAUGGAGUUGUUUCCAAUGGCGCUGGAACGAAUUUUGUUUCGGGGGUGGUUUUCGAGGUGGUUUUCGCGGUUGUUGUGGUCUGGAUAUUGUAG